Molecule: messenger RNA, 2605 nt
Organism: Vespa mandarinia (Asian giant hornet)
Lineage: Eukaryota; Metazoa; Arthropoda; Insecta; Hymenoptera; Vespidae
Source: RefSeq, a predicted model, not a curated record
AACACGUUAGACCGGAUUCGAAAUGGUCUAAUUGUUGCUCUUACAAAUCUGUUAGGAAUUCUUAUACAUUUUAUGGAAGAUGUCACGAGGAACGAUAUCCGAGAUAAGAGAUCGGUUCGCGAUUAGAAAUUAUUCGUGUUUGUUAUUACGAGAGAGAUUUAAUGAGAUCGAUGUAAAUGAUCGGGUAAAAUUUGUUUGCAGUUGAGAACUCCCGACAUAUAAAUGGAUUUCUUCGGAUCAUAUAAAAUCUUUCUUUCCUUCUUUUUUUCUUUUCGUUUUUUCUUCUUUUCUUUCAUUUCUUUCCUUCUUUUCUUUUCUUUUUUUCUCCCUUACUUUUUCUUUUGUUUCGAAUGCUCUCUCUUACAGAGCGAAAUAAUAAUUUCACGGAAGACGAGAAAGAACGGAAGAGAUGGAAAGACUUUCUAAGUUGCGUUUUAUCGACGAGCGGCGAGAGUCGAGUGACCUUAUUUCGUAUACCGAGGUCACUCGAAUAGAUACAUCUCCACCCGAUUGUACGCACUAAUACGACCAAGUCAUGGUGGAAAAUUCGAAAGAGGGAGAGAGAUAGAGAUAUUUACCGUCUCGUUGAUUCCUUAUCGUAAAUCGAAUGAUCAAGCAAAAGAUCUUUAAUUGCGAGAAAAGAAAUCAAAGCCUUUAACGAACUGACAAUCUUCUUGGAUUUAAGAAAGAAAUAGAUAAUCGAUGAAAUAUUCUGUCUAUGAAUUUGACACACUACGCACCAUGCGCUAAGAUGCAACGUUUAUGACAGUUAACACCUGCUACCUGAACUAAACGUCACCGUACUUCUUUGUCGUUGACAAUUGGAGUAAGAACGAUGAUUAAGAGACUAGAGAUUUUUAGAAAACGUUCAACUUUACGACAACGUUAAAGGCAAGAAACGUCAAAGGCACGGUUUAGUCGUGUACUGCCAAGUAAAGAGAAGAGAUUCUUAUUCUUGAAAUCGUCGUAUCUCGAAAACUUCUCAAAGUAUAUAAGAGAUAUGGAUCUUUGUGUUAAAAGUUUCUUUCUUAUCUACUUUCUGGUUUUUGCUAACGUUUUCACCGAAAAUACAACAAAAUCAUCCAAUGAAAAUAAUUCUAAAUCGUUUGUAGAAUCGACAGAAGAUAAUCUAUCUCACGAGGAGGAUUUUACGACAGAGGCAACUUUAUUUAUUGCUACGGAAACUGAUGAAAAUUUGCUCUCGACGAUCGUUCUCGAAGGCGAUACUGAAAAUAUUACGGAUGAAUUUAAACCAAGCGUUCAUCUUGGAGAAAUCGAGGAACCAAGAACGAAGAUUAAUCCCUUCAACAAAGUGCAUCACUUUAAAUUCGAAAACAGUUUUGACGUGGGAUCUCAUCAGAAUGAUCUUCGAAACGUUAAGCAAAGGAUCCUUUACGACGUUAAGGAACAUCAAAAUGGUCGUAUAGUUUUUGAAGACGACAAAAGAAAUUUUCAUAUCAGAAAGUAUCAACAAGUUUUACCAAAGACGAUCCAACCGUUACACGUUACCGUCACGCAAAGUUCAAGGUCGCAUUUGGAUAAUUUCGGCGAACAAAAAGUUAUAAGCGAUCAUACGUUAUUACAGAAUUUCGAGAAACCGGUGUACCUAGAGGAACACACAUCGAUGAUAUUUGAUAAACCUAUGAGAUUUCCAAACGAACUUUUAUCUCUUGGUAAUGGGAACUUCGACGAUAAGAAUACGUUUUAUUUCGUGCCAGAUUAUCAUCUAAUGCCGAAUCAUCAAAAUAAUUAUUACAACGUCGAACAACAAGAAGGAAAUUACGGUAACGUUCAGAAACCAGAUAAUAUGAUGGUUUAUCUCGCACAGCAACACGAAUACACUACACUUCGCAAACAACCACAUUAUUAUUAUUAUUAUCAUCGGCCUUUAGGCUAUCACGAAAUGGACUUUUUAGGUGAGCCAAAACCCGCUAUGAUCUAUCCAAAAGGACACAGAAUUUCACCAUGGAAAAAGAUUAUUCAUUUGAUCGGAGCUUUCUUACCACUGGGAUUAUUACUGGCAGCUCUUGCUCCUAACGUGAUCAAAAUUCAAAAUACGACGGAUCCAAACAUCGUUCUCUCAAAGUUGAGGGUCGUUGACCUGCCGAUCGAGCAUAAGGAAGCGAGAUUGAUCGAUGAACAGCGAACGAAUGUCUGCGAGGAAAGAUCGAUAUGCGAAUUGAUAUUGGAAGGUGGUAAACCAGGAACGAAUAUAGUGCAAAAUGUUCUUUGGAAUUUGGCUAUUAGAUCUAACGAAGAAAUGAUAAGAAAAAUUGGCCUCCAGGAAAUAUUUGAAGCAGUGAAAAAGAAGAAUUGCGCGACGAUCGUUUGUUAAAUCUCAAACGAAAGAAGGAAGCGAGUAUCGUGGGUGACACAAGCUGCUAUUGUUCCUCUCUUCACUCCUCUUUCUCUCCCUCUCUCUUUCUCUUUUUCUUUCCAAUCACUGAACUCGGAAUAGCCAUUGUCUUUUCAAAAGUUCGCGUAAGAUAAUUAGUCUUCUUUUCGUUCUAACUGUGAAAGUGUGUCCUUCCAAGAGUAAGGAAAGAAAGAAAGAAAGAAAGGUAAAGAAAAGAAGUAAGAAGGACGAGAAGAAGAUUGUUUGAAG